Gekko japonicus is the source of this 2904-nucleotide messenger RNA. RefSeq names its product solute carrier family 8 (sodium/calcium exchanger), member 1 (gene SLC8A1). Gene Ontology annotation, cellular component: sarcolemma; axon; postsynapse. The coding region runs from base 1 to 2904 and encodes 967 amino acids. Gene Ontology annotation, biological process: calcium ion import across plasma membrane; sodium ion transmembrane transport; cell communication. The transcript is spliced from 10 exons. Lineage: Eukaryota; Metazoa; Chordata; Lepidosauria; Squamata; Gekkonidae. The record is from RefSeq and is a predicted model, not a curated record. Gene Ontology annotation, molecular function: calcium:sodium antiporter activity.
AUGUUGGGAUUAAAGAAUCCAACUGCCUUUCCUGGUGUUCUUUUAAGUGUUGCUGUACUGUUACUGUUGCACAUGGACCAAGUGCAUACAGAAAAUUCGAAUGAGGAGCCGAAAAAUAAAUCACUUUGUACUGGUACCUACAUUUGCAAGACAGGGGUAAUUUUGCCAAUCUGGCAACCUCAAGACCCUUCAUUUGGCGAUAAAAUAGCAAGAGCUACUGUAUACUUUGUGGCUAUGGUAUACAUGUUUCUAGGAGUAUCCAUCAUAGCUGACCGCUUCAUGUCAUCCAUAGAAGUUAUUACAUCCCAAGAAAGAGAAAUAACAAUCAAGAAACCCAAUGGUGAGACCACCAAGACUACGGUCAGAGUUUGGAAUGAGACUGUUUCCAAUUUAACACUGAUGGCUCUAGGCUCUUCGGCACCUGAGAUCCUCCUUUCUGUCAUUGAAGUGUGUGGCCAUGGCUUCAAUGCAGGAGACCUGGGGCCAAGCACUAUUGUUGGAAGUGCUGCCUUUAACAUGUUUGUCAUCAUAGCACUGUGUGUCUAUGUUGUCCCUGACGGAGAGAUCAGGAAGAUAAAGCAUCUUCGUGUGUUUUUUGUCACAGCAGCUUGGAGCAUUUUUGCCUACACGUGGCUUUACCUAAUUUUGUCAGUCAUAUCUCCUGGGGUUGUAGAGGUCUGGGAAGGCUUGCUCACCUUUUUCUUCUUCCCUAUCUGUGUUGUGUUUGCAUGGGUUGCUGACAGAAGGCUUUUGUUUUACAAAUACGUCUACAAGAGGUAUAGAGCUGGCAAGCAGAGGGGCAUGAUCAUUGAGCAUGAAGGUGACAGGCCAGCCUCCAAGGCUGAUAUUGAAAUGGACGGGAAGGUGGUUAAUUCCCAUGUGGAGAGCUUCCUGGAUGGCACUCUGGUCCUAGAGGUAGAUGAGAAGGAUCAAGAUGAUGAGGAAGCAAGGAGAGAAAUGGCCAGGAUCCUUAAAGAGCUGAAACAAAAGCAUCCAGACAAAGAAGUUGAACAGUUGAUAGAACUAGCUAACUAUCAGGUUCUCAGCCAGCAGCAAAAGAGCCGAGCCUUUUACCGUAUUCAGGCUACUCGCUUAAUGACUGGAGCUGGCAAUAUAUUGAAGAGACAUGCUGCUGAUCAAGCAAGGAAAGCUGUCAGUAUGCACGAGGUCAACUGUGAAGUGGCAGACAACGACCCUGUCAGUAAGGUCUAUUUUGAUCAGUCCACCUACCAGUGCCUUGAGAACUGUGGCACAGUGGCCAUAACUAUUGUCCGCCGAGGGGGUGAUUUGACCAAAACCAUCUCUGUUGACUUCAGAACAGAAGAUGGCACCGCCAAUGCAGGUUCUGAUUAUGAGUUCACUGAAGGAACUGUGAUAUUUAAACCAGGCGAGACAGAGAAAGAAAUACGAGUUGGCAUAAUUGAUGACGAUAUCUUUGAGGAGGAUGAGAACUUCCUUGUUCACCUCAGCAAUGUGAGGGUCUCUUCUGAAGAGUCGGAAGACGGUGUUCUAGAGGUGAAUCAUGUCACACCUGUGGCUUGUUUGGGAUCACCUGCUACUGCCACUGUCACUAUCUUUGAUGACGACCAUGCUGGCAUUUUUACCUUUGAGGAAGCAGUCACUCACGUGAGCGAGAGUGUGGGGACCAUGGAAGUGAAAGUUCUACGGACAUCCGGAGCUCGAGGAAAUGUUAUUGUGCCCUACAAAACAAUUGAAGGCACUGCCAAAGGAGGUGGAGAGGAUUUUGAAGAUACUUGUGGAGAGCUUGAAUUUCAGAAUGACGAGAUUGUCAAAAUGAUAUCAAUCAAAGUAAUUGAUGAUGAGGAGUAUGAGAAAAACAAGACCUUCUACAUUGAAAUUGGGGAGCCCCGUCUGGUGGAGAUGAGUGAGAAGAAAGCCCUGUUGUUGAAUGAGCUUGGUGGCUUCACAAUCACAGGGAAGCUUUUGAAUGGCCAGCCUGUCUUCAGGAAGGUUCAUGCUAGAGACCAUCCUUUUCCUUCUACCGUAAUCAACAUUCAAGAAGAGAAUGACGAGAAGCAGCCACUGACGAGCAAGGAGGAGGAGGAGCGUCGCAUCGCAGAAAUGGGACGCCCAAUUCUGGGGGAGCAUACAAAGCUAGAAGUGAUUAUUGAAGAGUCCUAUGAGUUCAAGAACACUGUGGACAAGCUCAUUAAGAAGACAAACCUCGCUCUUGUGGUUGGAACAAACAGCUGGCGAGAACAGUUCAUCGAAGCUAUCACCGUCAGUGCCGGUGAGGAUGACGACGAUGAUGAAUGUGGGGAAGAGAAGCUGCCCUCCUGCUUCGAUUAUGUGAUGCACUUUCUGACCGUCUUCUGGAAAGUCCUUUUUGCCUUUGUCCCCCCCACGGACUACUGGAACGGUUGGGCUUGUUUUGUUGUAUCCAUCUUAAUGAUCGGUCUCCUGACAGCGUUCAUCGGGGACUUGGCAUCCCAUUUUGGCUGCACCAUUGGCCUGAAGGAUUCAGUAACUGCAGUGGUAUUUGUUGCACUAGGAACUUCUGUGCCAGACACAUUUGCCAGUAAAGUAGCAGCAACACAAGAUCAAUAUGCAGAUGCUUCCAUAGGUAACGUCACCGGUAGCAAUGCUGUGAAUGUUUUCUUGGGGAUUGGUGUCGCCUGGUCCAUUGCCGCCAUUUACCACGCAGCCCACGGCAACGCAUUCGCAGUUGACCCAGGCACGCUGGCUUUCUCCGUCACCCUCUUCACCAUAUUUGCUUUUAUCAGUGUUGGCGUGCUUCUCUACCGGCGGAGACCGGAGAUCGGAGGUGAGCUGGGUGGGCCACGGACUCCCAAGAUUCUGACCUCAUGUCUCUUCGUGCUCCUUUGGCUCUUGUACAUAUUUUUCUCAUCUCUGGAAGCCUACUGCCACAUAAAGGGCUUCUAA